AUGUCUCCCCCAACGUGGAAUUCUCGAUCUGCCUUGAUUUCGGGCUCUAUCACUCCGACAACAGACCUCACCGCCAAGGACACCUCCCACCGCAAGCCGACUUUCGAGCCCUCGGGAUCCUCCUGGACUGCUCCCUUUCGGGACGGUCUUCCAACCCCGCCCAGCGACAUGACCGGGUUGACUUACAAUGCGGUUCCAUCCAUGAGCUAUGGAGGGAAGACUCACGGCCUCCCUUCCCACAUGUACAGCCAUCCCCGUCCUAAUUUCGACUCGAUUUCCUCUUCGAUGAUGGCGGCCAUGAAGCCGCACAGUCAACCCGCCCCCGUGAAGGAAGCUCCCGCCUCGGAACCGGCGCAAAAGAAGUCAUCAGGGACAUCUGGAGGCUCGCAACUACGGAUCCCUUCGUCCAUUAACAACACCAAGGGCAGUCUGGCCGAGUUUGCUGCUCAGAUGACCUGUCUAUUUUGGUUCGAGAAGACUUCCAAGCUACAAGCUAUCGAAGACCGACGACAGCCAGUCCCGUCACUUGUCCCCGAAGCCGCCCCGGCUGCCGGAUUCCAAAAAUGGGUUGCUACGAUUUUGUCGACUACACAGGUCAGCCAGAACGUGAUUUUACUGGCCCUGCUGUUCAUCUAUCGCUUGAAGAAGUUCAAUGCAAGCGUCAAGGGCAAGAAGGGCAGUGAAUUCCGCCUCAUGACGGUUGCGUUGAUGCUUGGCAAUAAGUUUCUCGACGAUAACACCUACACCAAUAAGACGUGGGCCGAGGUCUCGGGCAUCGCGGUGCAAGAGAUCCACAUUAUGGAGGUUGAAUUCCUCAGCAACAUCCGAUACGACCUCUUCGCCUCCGAGGCCGAAUGGGCUCGCUGGCACACUAAGCUGAGCCUGUUUGGCGAAUUUUUCAACAGGGCUUCGCAGCUGCCUCUCGAGACCGACGCCCCCGUGUUGCGUCUCUCGCCGCCGCGUCUCCAGCCCCAGUCGCCCUCCUCCAAGUUGCCCUCUCCUCCAGGUGAUGUGCUUCGACCGAACUCGCAGCCAAACUGGUACAUGCCAGUCCCUGGACUGCCCUACCCUACCCCAUCGUCUCUCGACCAGACUCCUCAGAAUUCUCGCAAGCGCAGCCGGGAUGAGGACAAUGAGCUGCAUCCUACGAAACGGGUUGCUCGGACGACUACCCUUCCGGCUCCUGCCUUGACAGUGCCGACGACGAUGGUUGGUAUGCCGACUUUGCCGCCCAUGACUCCUACCUCUGCCCCCGUCGGUCAUGCAUCGAUGGCUGGCUCCGUUUCACGUCUUCCACCUCCUAACCUACCGUCUUCCUCCAACCCGAUGUCUCAACAUCUUCCCCUUACCGCCAUGUCGCAACUUCCUGCUCUGAUGCCUCCUGUAUACAAUCGGACUCAGAACUGGGCUCAGCAAUUGCCGCCUGCUGGCGUCUCGUCUGUACCAUCGGGAAUGUACAACGGGCCUUCGCUUCCUGAGCUAGGACGUCACCCCCAGGGCCCCUACGGUGUAUCGGCUGGUACAGUCUCGCCUGCUGUCUCUGCCUACUCGGUCCACACCCCACAAAACCACCUCUCUCCGUCCUACUUUCUCGAGAACCGAAACUCCCCCUACCGCCCGGUGCGCUCCGUCAACACCUUGCUGAUCCCGCCCCCGACCUCGUCUCUCCAGCCGCAACGCAGUGUUCCAUUCGACCACAUGCACUAUCAACCGCUGGGGAAGACAUCGGCCGAUCGCAAGACGGGAUUGCUGCCCUAUAUUCAACACGAUGCAUGGAGCCAGGGGCCCUUCCAACCCUACUUCCCGCCCUCGCAGCCUUACACCGGCUAA
Molecule: messenger RNA, 1830 nt
Organism: Penicillium argentinense
Lineage: Eukaryota; Fungi; Ascomycota; Eurotiomycetes; Eurotiales; Aspergillaceae
Exons: 3
Coding region: 1-1830 (609 amino acids)
Biological process (GO): regulation of cyclin-dependent protein serine/threonine kinase activity
Cellular component (GO): nucleus; cyclin-dependent protein kinase holoenzyme complex
Molecular function (GO): cyclin-dependent protein serine/threonine kinase regulator activity; protein kinase binding
Source: RefSeq, a predicted model, not a curated record